AUGUCGAGCGUUGCGACUCGCAAAGCUCCGAACGCCUUCAACUUCCUCCGCCAGAUCACAGUGCUGGAAAGAUGCAAGUCUGUGGAGGAUUGGUCCAAGUCGGCUGCGAUUGCCAAGGCAUAUCAGCUUGGAAAGCUGGAGGCUGCCGCUGUGUCCAACCUGAAGACAAAGGUCUCGAUCAAGGUUUUGGAGCGGGUGACGGAGUGUGUUCGUGUGAGAGGCCUCCGCUACUUGAUCUCUCACGAGGCUUUGGCUAAGGACAUCCUGAAUCAAGGUUUCACGUCCGGCCGCGACAAGCUGGACGCGUGGGCCGUUCCGCUUACAAACUGCUCCGAUGAUGCCUUGGUGAUGCUGUUCUGGGAUAGGCUUUGUGCUGAUCAUGACAAGCAGCCUCGGGAGCUGCGGAAGCCCGUUGGAUUUCGUGAUGCCUGCAGCCUGCAUGCAGCGACGGGUGCUUUCCUGCACUUCGUGGCUCAGCUUCAGAAGAAUAUUUCUGAAGCUGACUUCAAGAAAGAGGAAAGCAAUCUGAAGAUCCAGUUCAUGAGUGGCUGCCUGGAUCCUGAGCUAGUCAGUGCUGUCGAGAAUUCGGUACCGCCGGGCGAUCUGAAGUCUGUGGGCUUGCUGAGGGACAUCGUGAACAAUGUGCAGCACCGGGCCACCUUGGAGGCUGAGGCUCGAAGUGACGAGCUGGCCAGAAAGGUGGCAGAGGCCACUGCUGCCCAGAUCAGUGCCCAGCUGCUUGCUGACAUCGAGACCUUGAAAUCCCGAAUUCCUGACCCUGCUGCUUUAGCUCGGCAAGCUGCUCUUGAUGUGAAGUAUGUGCGAGAUCGGCUUGUGAUGUGCACAUGUGACUUCACAGUCUACCCGAGCAACUCCAAGAUGGUUACCAGUGUGCAAGAGCAGCUGUGCACGGCCUUGAACAUGUCGGCUGACCACUUCGGUCACAUUCAGUUGCCUCAGAACCAGGCACAAACCCAACAGAGCGUGGCAAUCAAGCACCGCCGCAGCCUGGAGGAUGGACUGCUUUCGCGGUCCAUGGAUCUGAGCAGGCAUGUCACCAUGUUGUUCAAGAAGGAAAAUGUUCGUGCAUCAGACAAGCGGCCCGGCACCCAAGCCUGCUAUGCUGUCUUCUCGGCCCACAAGAAGGUUGCACAAAGUGCUUGGAGCACUUCCGAGCCUCUGCAAACCAGCUUCAUCCCGGACCUCCCGCUCAUCAGUGUGGCAAACAUGCGAGGGUACGACCAGGACAAUCGGAAAGGAACCGAAUGCCACCAAGCCAUUGUGGAGGCCUAUCUUGACGGCCUGAACCUUGCCGAGAACGAUAAAGUCGUGAUCUUCGACCUGCUCCCCAACCGGUAUGCAGAAUUCGGCUUGGCUUUGUGCCAGAGGGCUUUGGAGGGAAAGACACCGACAGCACUCUACUUUGGUGUGCUGCGGGCAGAUCAGAAGGAUGUGCAGUCGGAGAUGUUUUCCAUGGCUUACAGCCACUGGGAUGGAAGCUCCUUGUCCCCUCCAAUGUCCCGGCCCGUCGAAGCCCCUUCAGAAGAGAGCUUGACACCACUCAACCUGCUCACCUGGUCCAAUGGGAGGCCUGGAUGGCCCACCGAUGUGCUGAGCAAGUUUUUGCCUGGAAGCAAGGAGCAUGAGCACAUCUCGAAGAUCAAGCACGACUUUGAAGUGCUGUGCCCGGCUGCUGACGUCGCCCCGCCUGCUGCGUCCUCGGCAAACCCGGCUCGCGCGCAGGGCUCCCCUGACUUCAGCGUCGAUGGUGGCAAGCAGCCCUUGGAUGUGACACGUUUGCUCGACCUGCAAAUGAUCGCCAACGAUGACUUCAAUGAGCCGAGGCCAUACACAUCCUAA
This is a messenger RNA of Symbiodinium sp. CCMP2592, 1860 nucleotides long. The record is from the annotation of a GenBank genome assembly. NCBI's taxonomy places the organism in Eukaryota, Dinophyceae, Suessiales, Symbiodiniaceae.